Rotaria sordida is the source of this 3261-nucleotide messenger RNA. Lineage: Eukaryota; Metazoa; Rotifera; Eurotatoria; Philodinida; Philodinidae. The record is from the annotation of a GenBank genome assembly.
AUGCUAAUGAACUUUUCAAAAGGAUGGAAGACUUGUUUAUCAUUAUUGUUAAUCAGCCAUAUUUUGAUAAUUUCAUUUUCAAUUUUUACUUUUACAGCUUAUUGGUAUAAAGAAAAUGACAUUUUUCUUCUUUGUGGUAAUGAAAGUGGAAGUACAAAAUGUCCUCCAGGUUAUGUUUGUUGGAAAGAUCGAGGCAAAAAUCCUGAUUUUGGAUAUACAAGUUUUGAUAAUUACGGUUGGGCUAUGCUUGCGUGUUUUCGAUUAAUGACACAAGAUUAUUGGGAAAAUCUUUAUCAAUUAAUACUGUCAGCAGUUGGUCGUUAUCAUUUUUUAUAUUUUGUUGCUGUUAUAUUUUUUGGUUCAUAUUAUUUGCUUAAUUUAAUCUUAGCUAUUGUCUUCAUGUCUUAUCAACAACAACAAAAACAAGUUGAAAUUGAAAAUGAAGAACGUGAAAGACGUAAAACUCGAGAUAAACUUGAAAUACAAAAUGAAGAAAUACGAAAAACAUCUGAAAUUCAGGCACUUUCACAUGUUGAAAAUGCACAAUGUUUUGAAGAUUUAAAUCGUAAAAUUUCAUCUCACGAAAGUGUUUCUAUUGAAUAUGAACAAAAUGGAAAAAAAAAUGAAUUAAAUAAAUCAAGUUUAAUUUUGUCUGAUGCUACAAUAAUGCCAUUUAUUGACGAAACACAACAAAAUUCACCAAAUGAAGAUAGAAAAAGUCAACGAACAAAUAGUGAUUCUUAUUUAUCAGAACGAAAUCAAAAUGAUAAUGAUACAACUAUUACACUUUAUCAAGACAGAUCUCAUACAAAAUAUACUCCAAUUACUGAAGUAUUACCUGCACAAGAAUUGGAUAGAAUAAGUGUCCGAUCAAAAAAUAUGGAUACAACUAACAUAUGUAACCGAGCAUUAGUUAAACUUCUACGAAUUUAUUGUUGGGAAUGGAGUUGUGAAUCGUCCAUAUUUCGAAAAUUUCAAGAUGCUGUUGCUUUUUUUAUAUUGGAUGCAUUUGUUGAUUUAUUUAUUACAAUAUGUAUUAUAUUAAAUACAUUGUUUAUGGCACUUGAUCAACCGGGUCAGAGUGAAAAAAUGACACGAAUUUUAACAGCAGGCAAUUAUAUUUUUACAAGCAUCUUUGUAGUUGAAUCUAUACUAAAAAUAAUUGCAUUGACACCAGUUAAAUUUUUAAAAAAUGGAUGGAAUGUAUUUGAUUUAUUAAUUAUUACAGGUAGUCUUAUUGAAUUAUGUAUUGCUAAUCUAAAAGGUUUAAGUGUUUUACGUGCAUUUCGAUUAUUACGUGUAUUUAAAUUGGCUAAAUCUUGGCAAACAUUGAAUCGUCUUCUAUCAAUUAUUGGUAUAUCAAUAGGAGCUUUAGGAAAUUUAACAUUGGUUCUUAUUAUUAUAAUAUUUAUGUUUGCUGUUAUGGGAAUGCAGUUAUUUGGUCAUAAAUAUGCAGAUAAAUUUGGUAAAGAUAUGCCAAGAUGGAAUUUUUUUGAUUUUUUUCAUGCAUUCAUGAUUGUUUUUCGUGUCUUAUGUGGUGAAUGGAUUGAAUCAAUGUGGAUAUGUCUUGAAUGUGCUGGAUGGCCAUGUAUUCCAUUUUUUCUAUUGACAUUUGUCGUUGGUAAUCUUGUGAUAUUAAAUUUAUUUUUGGCACUUUUACUUGCAUCAUUUGAUUCAAAUAAUUUAACUGAAAAAGAAGAUGAUGAAAAUAAAAUUGGUGAAGCAAUUGAUCGUAUUAAACGAUUUAUUUAUUUUCUAAUUGAAUUUAUGUUUCAUUUAUUUUGUCGAAAAAAACAACGACAAAAAAAGAUUUCUAUCGAAAAUAAUAUCCAUGAAUUUGUAACUGAUAAUCAAUCACCUUCUGCUAGACAAGAAUUAGUUAAUUGUCUUUCUUUACCAACAUCAUAUACAUUAGAAGAAACAAAUGCUUCAGUACUUUUAACAAAUGAUUUAUCAACAAAAUAUGAAGAAAUUGAAAUGCAACCAAUGAAUGAUAAUCCUAUGAAAUCAUCUUCUCCAACAUGGCAAAUUCUUCAUAUGCCACCAGAUUGUUGUCCUAAAAUAAUAUCAAAAUCUUUUUCUUGUUGUACUAAAUGUAUACCAAAACUUAUUCAAGAACAAUGGACAUAUCUACGUAGUCUAGUUUAUCGUUUUGUUGAACAUCGUUUUUUUAAAUGGUUUAUUAUUAUUAGUAUAAUAGCUAGUUGUACAACUUUAGCUUUAGAAGAUGUAAAUACACGACAACAACCAACAUUUUCCAAAGUAUUAGCUAUAUUCGAUAAAAUUUUUGCAGUUAUUUUUGUAAUUGAAUUAAUAUUAAAAUUGUUUGCAUAUGGAAUAAAAAAUUAUUUUACAAAUGGUUGGAAUUGGUUAGAUUUUAUUUUUGUAGUUGCUAGUAUUCUUGGAAUUGUUCUUAAUAUAUUUGAUGUAGCUGAUAUUCCAGUAUUUAAAUCAAUGAGAACAUUAAGAGCAUUACGUCCAUUAAAAACAAUGUCAAGAUUUGAAGGAAUUCGAAUUGCUGUUAGUGCAUUAUUUGGUGCUAUAUCAUCAAUUUUUAAUGUUUUACUUGUUUGUCUUGUAUUUUGGUUGAUAUUUUCAAUUAGGGGUGUACAAUUAUUUGGUAGAAAAUUUUAUAAAUGUGUCUAUGUUGAUACACAUGAUCGUGUUAAUAUAUCAGAAAAUAUAACGAAUAAAAUUGAUUGUUUAAAUAAAAAUUUUACAUGGGAAAAUUCACGAAUUAAUUUUGAUAAUGUUCUUAAUGGUUAUUUAGCUUUAUUUCAAAUUGCAACUUUCAAUGGUUGGCUUGAAAUAAUGGCUGAUGCAACCGAUGCUAAAGAAAUAGAUGCUCAACCAGAAUAUGAGAUUAAUGUUUAUAGCCUUGUUUAUUUUGUUUUAUUUAUUAUAUUUGGUUCAUUUUUAACUCUCAAUUUAUUUGUUGGUGUUAUUAUUGAUAAUUUUAAUGAACAAAAACGAAAAUUAAGAGCUAAUGAUUCAAUAGAUAUACUUAUGACAGAAGAUCAAAAAAAAUAUUAUAAUGCUAUGAAAAAAAUGAGUAAUAAAAAACCAACUAAAGCAUUAUCAAGACCAAGAUUUGCUCUUGCAAGAUUUCUUUUUGAUUUAACAACAAAUCAAAAAUUUGAUAUAUUUAAAAUGAUAUGUGUUUUUCUUAAUAUGCUUUGUAUGUGUCUUGAACAUUAUAAUCAAAGUGAUACUUAUGAUCUUGUUCUUGAAUAUAUUGAUCAUUUUUUCGUUGCAAUGUAA